This is a messenger RNA of Elgaria multicarinata webbii, 1744 nucleotides long. It is a transcript of the gene SPRED2, whose product is annotated as sprouty related EVH1 domain containing 2. Gene Ontology annotation, biological process: negative regulation of MAPK cascade; multicellular organism development. Gene Ontology annotation, molecular function: protein kinase binding. The coding region runs from base 40 to 1302 and encodes 420 amino acids. The record is from RefSeq and is a predicted model, not a curated record. Gene Ontology annotation, cellular component: membrane. NCBI's taxonomy places the organism in Eukaryota, Metazoa, Chordata, Lepidosauria, Squamata, Anguidae. The transcript is spliced from 6 exons.
AAAAAUGAAGAGGCGCAGCCCGGCUGCCCGCGGCGGCGGAUGAGCUUGAAGGGGGAGAAAAUGACCGAAGAAACCCACCCAGACGAUGACAGCUAUAUUGUGAGAGUCAAAGCUGUGGUUAUGACCCGAGAUGACUCCAGUGGAGGAUGGUUGCCACAAGAAGGAGGCGGCCUUAGUAGAGUUGGUGUCUGCAAGGUCAUGUGCCCAGAGGGCAAUGGAAGAAGUGGAUUUCUGAUCCAUGGAGAAAGGCAAAAAGACAAACUGGUGGUAUUGGAAUGCUAUGUGAAGAAGGACUUGUUCUACACUAAAGCAAACCCUACAUUUCACCACUGGAAAGUUGACAACAGAAAGUUUGGGCUCACUUUUCUAAGUCCUGCUGAUGCACGAGCAUUUGAUAGAGGUGUGAGGAAAGCCAUUGAGGAUCUCAUGGAAGGAUCUACAACUUCAUCCUCAACAAUCCACAAUGAGACUGAAGUUGGAGAUGAUGAUGUCUUUACGAAUGCUACAGACAGCUCCUCGAAUUCUUCACAGAAGAGAGAGCAGCCUUUGCGAACACUAGCCUCUCCUCCAUCCUGUGAGCAUCAGAGAAUUUGCACCCGGGGCCACAUCCAUGACCAGUUUAGCCCUGACCACUACCAUCUAGAACAAUCAAUCCCACGCUCCUAUCGGCAUGUCAGCUUCCCAGAUGACGACGAGGAAAUCGUACGGAUUAAUCCCCGGGAAAAGAUCUGGGUGACGGGUUAUGAGGACUACCGCCACACCCCUAUGCGGGAAAAGUAUGUCGAUUCGGAUGAUGGGGACUCGUACGUGCAGUUUGCCAAAACUGAACCCUCAAAACACGAUUACAAUUAUCCUUACAUAGGCAACUCUGACUUUGACCCGGGCGAAGACAUCAAAGGCGCUGUGAUAAAGACUCAACCCGCCAGGUGCAAACCGCGGCGGCGAAAAGAAGACGGGGAGAGAUCGCGCUGCGUUUAUUGCAGGGACAUAUUCAAUCAUGAGGAAAAUCGACGGGGUCAGUGCCCAGAUGCUCCGGACCGAGUCAGAAGCUGCAUCCGCCGAGUCAGCUGUAUGUGGUGUGCGGACAGCAUGCUCUAUCACUGUAUGUCCGAUCCAGAAGGAGACUAUACAGACCCUUGUUCUUGCGACACCAGUGAUGAAAAGUUUUGCCUCCGGUGGUUGGCCCUUAUCGCCUUGUCUUUUAUUGCCCCGUGUAUGUGCUGUUAUUUGCCCCUCCGGGCUUGUUAUCACUGUGGGGUCGUGUGCAGGUGCUGCGGCGGGAAACACAAGGCAGCUGGAUGACAACACUCAAAGCUUGUGAAGUUCUUUCCAUUUUCCCUUUCGCUAAGGAGCAUCUUGGUCUGGAGCAUUCUCCGAUCUUCUGUACAUCUUGACACAGCCCGGGAGCCUAACAGAAACCAGGAACCGGUUGGCUUGUUAUUUUCCCUUCCCACGUGGCUGCUAUGCAUUGAUUGCUCACUGAGUUCUUCUAACAGACUAAUGUGCGGCAUAGACUUUUGUAUUAUUGUUCUGUAAUAAUAAAGAAAAGAAUGUCUUGUACAUGUUUAUGCCUUCUCUCCCCCCGAAAGGAUAUCGAGACAUGAAUGGUCGAGUGUGGUGGACUUCCAAACAUCUCACGGGUUUAUCUGUAUUUUGCAAGCUAUUGGGACACGUGGAAGUAUAGUAGAAUGGAAUGGAAUCCCACUUUAAAGGGUGUUCAACUUGCAACCUCUGUGUGUAUGCG